Microdochium trichocladiopsis is the source of this 1060-nucleotide messenger RNA. RefSeq lists its product as uncharacterized. The transcript has a single exon. The coding region runs from base 342 to 944 and encodes 200 amino acids. NCBI's taxonomy places the organism in Eukaryota, Fungi, Ascomycota, Sordariomycetes, Xylariales, Microdochiaceae. The record is from RefSeq and is a predicted model, not a curated record.
UUUUGCAAUGUGCCGUCCGUGGCUGCAGGGCAGCUGAAACCACAAUCAUGUACUUUUGUGAGGUGAUGGAGUGAGAGGCCCCACCACGUGGUGGUCCGCACCGGCCGGUGGUUUUCCGCUGGAAGCAUCCCGUCUCUCCAAUUACCUUUACCUGCUUCUAGUGUAAGAACGUUGUUGGCCACCUCCAGUCGCACAACUCCGGGCCAGUCGAGAAUGACAAAGAGAGGAUCACGGCGCAGAGGCCCGUUGUCUGUGCAUGGCGGGGUAUUGACUGUCAUUGAACUUCGGUCCGAGCAACAAGCGUAGUGAUAUUCCAUGAUGAGGAGCGGGACACGCCGCCCAUGGUCAAAGCUCGUCGCUUGGUAAAGCAGCGAGGCUAUCACGAGAGGGGUGAUGGACUGCAAGGCCAGGCAUUCGGAUUUCAUUUUCUUUUCGACGGAAGAUGUCAAGUACGAAAUGGGACUCGACGGUCGCAUUGGCCUUGGCCAUGGUGGCCCGCGCACAGGAGCGAGGGUGUCAGCCAAGGCGAGGAGGUGGGCAAAAGUCAGGAGGCGCUCACCGUCUCUUUGGGCAGCGCACAGGUUGUCCGGCUGUGGUUCGCGGUGCCAGCACACUCGUGCAUGCGCGGCCCCACCGGCGCGGGCGGCUGUGGUGGAGAGGAGGAGCUGUCACCCCCGAAAUGGCUGGGCCGGGCAUGGAUUGAUCUGCCAUCCGCCCGCUGCCUCGAACGCACCCGGCGGUGUCGCGAUUCGACAUGCCCUGUCGCUUUUUUUUCUCAUCCUCCCCAGCCUCCGCCCAGCCAGCCAGUCCUUUCUUGCCCGCCGCUCUCUGCUCUCUCUCUCUCUCUCGUCCUUUUUUCCCCCUGCUGGCGUUGCGAUUGCGACCGCGAGCGCGCGCAUUGCAUACGCGACACGCCCGGGCAACGCUGUGCGACAAUCCCCUGACGACGGCUUACGACGACUCACGAAGAUAACAACAGCGAGCAACAACACCCUGCCACGCCAGCAUCUCCCAGAGCGCAUCGCCUGCCGCAUGCUCCACGCCCAGCCGCGCACUGCAG